Molecule: messenger RNA, 573 nt
Organism: Verticillium nonalfalfae
Lineage: Eukaryota; Fungi; Ascomycota; Sordariomycetes; Glomerellales; Plectosphaerellaceae
Exons: 4
Coding region: 1-573 (190 amino acids)
Source: RefSeq, a predicted model, not a curated record
AUGGCGUUCCCAAAAUUGACCUUGACCGUGAAGCCUCUAGACCUUGCAAAGACUGGUGAUGACUUACACUUUGAGAAAGUUGGCUGGGAUCAGGAUGGUAUUUGCGAGGUCAUCGUGAGGCUGGCCCGUGGCCUUUUUGUCACAAUCGAAUGCAUGAGCGGGCGCGAUGUUCCCACGCCAUCCCAACCUUCGAUCCUUCUCUGCCUAUUGAGUCGUCUCCACACACCCCAGAAAAGGACUGCACGUAGCAUCAGAGCACGGUUGCCCAUGGUCCUCAGGCAGAUAGGCAAGGUGGUCUGUGAGGCGCAGAACUGGGCCAGGGUUAAGCCGCGUUCGAGUCUUGGUUCUCCUGCACCCCACCCACCGCCGGUCGAAACAAAGUCCUGGGGCUGCGAUGCCUGGACCAGCGCCGUUCCCACCAACGCCAGAGCUGUAGCGACCCACCAGGCACCCGAUGACGGUGUGCCGCCCCCUCUUCGGCCCCCCCCCCUGGCGCAGGCCCUCGGCGGCAAGAGAAGUCUUCUGAAAGGCCCGUGGCGAGACUUCAUCCGCUCAGUGACCAAGCCAGCCUGA